ACAGUGCCUGGCUUGUAGUAAUUCCUCAAACCAGCAUUAAUCAUAGCCAUUGGACUGACUUGGGUUCAAGUCCUGGCCCUGUAGUUACUUGCUGCGUGACCUUAGACCUGCCACUCUCAUCUGUAACAUGGAGAUCAUUUUUGCUUUCUUCCCCUGUGGUUGUGAGGAGUCACAGAGAUGUGUAUAUACUCAGUGCCUGGCAUGUGAACAUUCAAUAGGAACUGCUGCACAGGCACUGGAAUCAGGGAAAAGUUGUUUUUGACUCCUGGUAAAGCCACUUACGAGAUGUGGCAUUUGGCAAAUGACUGUACCUCAAUGCAUUGGUUUUUUUCAUCGAUUAAAAUAUGGCUAAUAAUAGUCCUCACUCAUGAGGAGGUAGUGAGGCAUCAGCAUGAUGCAUGGUUUUGGUCCUGGUGCACAGUCAGUGCCUGGCAUGUGUGAUAUCUGCCUUACUGAAGCCUCUCCACUCCUUGCUUUUUGAGUGAGGCCAGUUAUGUUUUCUUUGCCCAGCAGUAAAAUCCAGGAGGGAAAGUGGGUCCUAGGGAGUCAAGUACAGGGCGGAAUGAUGUCUGUGGUCAUGUUCAUCAAUAAGAGAUGCAAGCAGAAGCCAGUGAAGGGCAGGAUGAAUCCUAGCCAGAGGCAGAGGAGAGAGUCUCGCAUGUGGAGUCUUAGGGAAAGCUUCACAAAGCAGGUGGUGGCAGCUAAGCAGAGUGAAGGAGGGCUUGCCAGGAGGACAGGAGGAGAUAAGCAUUCCAGGCAUAGGUGACAUUCCCUGUGAAAACUGGGAGGCAGGCAAAGCCCCUGGGUGUUAAAGGGAAGGCUGAGGUGGGAGCCCUGGGAGAUGAGAGACUAACCCACACUUGUAGAGUACUUGAAAUGCAGCAGCACUGUCUCAGGUGCUUUGUACAAAGAAACUCAUCGAGCCCGCACAGCACUUCUCUAAGGCUCCAGGGAACAGCGUCAGGGCUAGGGCGACAAUGGUGUCGGUGACUAUGGCCACUUCCGAGUGGAUCCAGUUCUUUAAGGAAGCUGGCAUUCCUCCGGGACCUGCUGUCAAUUACGCUGUGAUGUUUGUGGAUAAUAGGAUCCAGAAGAGUAUGCUGCUGGAUCUCAACAAGGAAAUCAUGAAUGAGCUGGGCGUGACUGUGGUGGGUGACAUCAUCGCCAUCCUCAAGCAUGCCAAGGUGGUGCACCGCCAGGACAUGUGCAAAGCCGCUACUGAGUCAGUGCCCUGCAGCCCCAGCCCCCUCCCAGGCGAGAUUCGCCGAGGGACCUCUAGUGCAGCCCUGGCCCGUCGGGAGGAGGAGAGCCUGGCUAUUCCCACCAAGCGACGUCGGGUUACUGCCGAGAUGGAGGGGAAAUACAUCAUCAAUAUGCCCAAGGGCACCACCCCCCGGACCCGCAAGAUCCUGGAGCAGCAGCAGGCGGCAAAAGGUCUCCCCAGGACGUCCGUGUUUGACCGCCUAGGUGCCGAGACCAAGGCGGACACGACAACGGGGACUAAACCCACAGGAGUCUUCAGCCGCCUGGGGGCCACCCCAGAGAUGGACGAGGAUCUGGCUUGGGACAGUGACAAUGACAGCAGCAGUUCUGUCCUACAGUAUGCCGGAGUUCUGAAGAAGCUAGGCCGGGGCCCAGCCAAGGCCAGUCCCCAGCCAGUGCUGACUGUCAAAGCCAAAGCCACAAGCUCGGCGACGACAGCCGACACCCCAGCGCUGCGGCGCCUGGCCCUUUCCUCUCGCUCGGGGCUCGAGGGGAAGCCGGAGUCUCUAGCCAAAGUCAGCAUCAUCCAGAGACUGGGCAAGGCUGUCCUUGUGCCCGAGGCCCAGGACAGCCAGGUCACGAGCACCAAGAGUAAGUCCUCGGCCGAGGUCAAGGUCACCAUUAAGAGGACUCUGGGGCCCCGGGGGAGCAGCUCCAGCGAGGGCCUUGGUGCCCAGAUGGACCAUGCGGGCACUGUGAGUGUGUUCAAAAGACUGGGCCGCAGGACAUUCUAGCCCACAGGUGGGGCGCAGGCCCCUCUCCAGGCCCCUGGCUCCAUCAGAGUCUUCAGCGAGUGCGCGCCCACCGCUCUGGAUGGCACUGCUGGUCUCCCUCAGGCAUUCAGGCCCAGCCCGAGCUUCGGGGAUUCACCCCGUUUUUCUGAGUCUGAGAUGGUCACUGUGGCUUGGCCUUGCCGCUCUGGGACUUUCCCUUCUCUCGUGUCCUCUGUUCUGUCCUCUCUGACUAGCCUCGGCAGGGCCCACUUUUCUACCUCUCCCAAGUGCCCAGUGCCCUUUUCCUCUCCUACGUCCCUGUCCCUCCCUCCUAGCAGCAUCUGCUGCCUCAAGCCCCAGCUCCUCAGCCUCCUGGUCCCUCAGAGUGGGUGUCACCUGGAGGGGCUCCCUUAUCCCCCACCUUGCCUGCUUCCCUCCCCCUCACUCCUUUGCAUCCCCUCCCACCCAACUGCUUUAACUUCUCUGUCUCUCCCUCUCUACACUCUGUUCAUUUCUCUUCUGUUUUCUGUCCCUGUGGCAAGGCCCGACGGUCCGCUGCGUCCUGCCUGACCCUCCUGCACCACCGGCCUCCCAGCGGCCCCCUCGUCGACAGUGGCGUCGAGUCUGUAGAGACA
Messenger RNA from Hipposideros armiger (great roundleaf bat), 2611 nucleotides. It is a transcript of the gene CUNH19orf47, whose product is annotated as chromosome unknown C19orf47 homolog. Bases 978 to 1997 code for a protein of 339 amino acids. The transcript has 8 exons. Gene Ontology annotation, cellular component: nucleus. NCBI's taxonomy places the organism in Eukaryota, Metazoa, Chordata, Mammalia, Chiroptera, Hipposideridae. The record is from RefSeq and is a predicted model, not a curated record.